Molecule: messenger RNA, 741 nt
Organism: Zingiber officinale
Lineage: Eukaryota; Viridiplantae; Streptophyta; Magnoliopsida; Zingiberales; Zingiberaceae
Product: probable UDP-N-acetylglucosamine--peptide N-acetylglucosaminyltransferase SEC
Exons: 6
Coding region: 63-491 (142 amino acids)
Biological process (GO): protein O-linked glycosylation
Molecular function (GO): protein binding; protein N-acetylglucosaminyltransferase activity
Source: RefSeq, a predicted model, not a curated record
UCAUUUUCUAUUUAUUUCAGGUUCUUCAUAACAUUGCUAUUGCAGAAUACUUUCACUGGAAUAUGCUACGAAACCUUGCUGGCAUCUAUUAUGAACAAAGUCAACUUGACAUGGCAAUUCUGCAUUACAAGCAAGCUAUCAACUGUGAUUCUACCUUUAUUGAAGCUUACAAUAAUCUAGGGAAUGCUCUCAAAGACGCUGGACAUGUGGAAGAGGCUAUCAACUUCUAUAGGUCAUGCCUUGCUUUACAACCUAACCAUCCACAAGAAUUGUCAAGCCUUGGCAACAUAUACAUGGACUGCAACAUGAUGAGUAUUGCUGCAUCAUUCUAUAAGGCAACUUUAGCAGUUACAACAGGGAUAUCUGCGCCCUUCAACAACUUGGCUAUUAUAUACAAGCAACAGGGAAAUUAUGCAGAAGUGAUAGCCUGUUACAAUGAAGUUCUUCGCAGACUGCUGCUGAUGGUCUUGUCAAUAGAGGGAACACAUUGAAGGAGAUUGGUAGAGUUACUGAAGCAAUUCAGGAUUAUAUACGUGCUGUGAAUAUCAGACCAACUAUGCCUAAAGCCCAUGCAAAUUUGGCUUCAGCUUACAAAGAUAGGUAAUUUCUUCUUUGAAUUUGUGCUGGUGUUGGACUAUAUCAGUAUCUUACAUCAUUGAUUCUUCUUUCUAUUUAUUUGUGGUUGAGAUAAUUGAUGAACGUUUCUCUUUUUAAGCAUUCCAAUUACUCAUCUUGUUACCU